Bombina bombina (fire-bellied toad) is the source of this 9079-nucleotide messenger RNA. RefSeq names its product protein lifeguard 1. Bases 1312 to 2271 code for a protein of 319 amino acids. NCBI's taxonomy places the organism in Eukaryota, Metazoa, Chordata, Amphibia, Anura, Bombinatoridae. The record is from RefSeq and is a predicted model, not a curated record. Gene Ontology annotation, cellular component: membrane. The transcript is spliced from 9 exons.
ACAAAUGCAAGUAUUUUGAAAUCCAAAUUAUUCUGAAAUCCAAACAUUUUUCGGACCCAGGCAAUUUGGAUAAAGGGUUUUGUACUUGUACACCAUUUUUGGUCACUGAUUAUUUUAGAGAUUAAAAAUUUACUUCACACUGAAUUCCACCAUUAUGGAAUAUCAUCUAUCACAAAUUAUUUCAGUUACUUGUAAAUAGGGCUAGAUGUCUCAUUGCUCUAAAUUCAUAGAGUACAAAUUUGCUUUCUGUGAAGAUGUGAGUGGAACAGGUAACAGAAUUGCUGGAAAUCGAAAAGUACUUUUAAAUGCAAAAUGAUAAAAUCAAUAUAUUUGCUUAUAUGACUGAGUUGUGGUAGCCCUAUCUAGAGUCUCAUAAAGGCACUGGUGAAACAUUGUGCAUGCUAUGCUCUUAUAUUACAGUUUUAUGGCUAUAAGGGCAGGAAUUAGUGUACAAAUGAGCAAUAUCAAAAGCCAAAACAGUAGCUCCCAUUCUGCACAAGUUCAUCCACCUGUGGCACAGACAGGGAGUUUGGAAUCCUGGAGUCAUUAAAUAGUUUGCAAAACAAGAAAAAAAAAAUGAAAAUACUGCUAUGUCAGUUACUUAUUAAACACAUUUGUUGAAUUAAAUGCACUUUUUUAAUUUAUAAUAAUGAAAUAAAAUUUAUGUUUUACAGAGGUCAAAUACAAUGCAGUGUAAUGCUGCUUAAUUACCAUAAAAUACAUAGAAACAUGGCUUUAUAUUUGUUAUUUUGAUGCCUUAAAGUAUUAUUUUAAUUUAUUAUUUUAGAUUAAUAAAUAUAAAUAAAUAUAAAUAUAUGUUGUUACAUGGAGGCCUAUUUAUCAAAGGUCUGUCGGACCUGAUCACUGAAUGCGGAGAGCAAUACGCUCUCCGUAUUCAGCAUUGCACCAGCAGCUCUUGUGAGCUGCUGGUGAAACCCCGCCCCCUGCAGAUUCACAGCCAAUCGCCGCAAGCAGGGGAGUGUCAAUCAACCCGAUCGAACUCAAUUGGGUUGAAUUGUGGCGAUCUCUGUCCGCCUCAUCAGAGCAGGCGGACAGGGUUAUGGAGCAGUGGUCUUUAGACCGCUACUUCACAACUGCUGUUUCUGGCGAGCCUGAAGGCCCUCAAGUUCCAUUCAGAGCUUGAUAAAUGGGCCUCGUGGUGUCUAAAUAUAAUCAUGUGAAUGUGUGUGUGUUUAUGCUGCUCAGUAAAAUACAAGUUUUUUUGUACAUAAUAUACCUUGAUAAUCAUAUUUAAACUGAAAUAGACUAAAAAAGUUUUGUUUUUUUGCUUAGAUUACUUAAAGGCAACAAAUGGACAAUCACAGGAAUGCCUAUGGAAGCAGCAGUAUUCCCGGACAUCAAAUGACAGAUUUUAAUUUUGCACAGAAUCCUUCAUAUCCCUCAGCAGUCCCAGAAAAUUAUUAUGUAGAGUCAAAUCCCGUUUACAUGCCACCUCCACCACCAUACAAUAUUAAUGAUCCAGCAGUUUCCACAUACAACCCAUAUCCAGUUCCUGAACAGCCCCAGCAAGCCUUUGUAAAAGAAAACAAUGUUCUAGAUGUAGAACUUGCCCCUCCCUACACCUCUGGUAUGGAAGACAGCUCUCCUUUCUCUGAGAAAGCAAUUAGAAGAGCUUUUAUCCGGAAGGUGUACAUUACACUGGCCAUACAAUUAGCAGUAACAUUUGGCAUUAUCUGCAUGUUUGUUUUUUGGAAAUCCUUGAAACAUUGGGUGCAGGGACAAUCAUAUUUUGCAUUUGGUUUCUGCGGUGCCGCACUUCUCCUUGUCUUAGUGUUUUCAUGCUGUGACAGUAUACGCCGUAAAGUACCGCUCAACUUCAUUUUUCUUGGAAUAUUUACAGUGAUUGAAGGGUGUAUGCUUGGUGCUAUUUCAGCACUCUAUGAUGCUGAUGCUGUAAUGUGGGCUGCAGGUGCAACAAUAUUUGUCACGCUUGGGCUAACACUUUUUGCAUUGCAGACAAAAUGGGACUUUACCAUGAUGUCAGGAGGACUGUGUAUGGCGUUGUUUGUAUUAUUAUCUUUUGGAAUCCUCUGCGCAAUCAUAAGAUCACAAUGGCUACAGAUCGUGUAUGCGUCAAUUGGAACACUUAUCUUUGGAAUGUACUUGGUUGUGGAUACUCAGAUGAUUGUUGGUGGAAAACAUCGUUACUCAGUUAGCCCUGAGGAAUAUAUCUAUGCUGCGCUCAAUAUCUACUUAGACAUUGUAAAUCUUUUUAUCCUCCUACUUCAGCUCAUUGGAAUAUGUCGCUAGAGUGAAUUGCCAGUCAUACAGGGGAACACAUAUGUAGGUGGUACCUUUUAAAAUGUUCAUUUUGAUUUUGUAUUCAUCACUAAUUUAUUUUGUACUUUUUUCUGUUCUUUGUAAUAUAAAGAUAUUAGAGGUGGAAAUGCUAAAGUUUAUAUAAGAAAAGAAAAUAUUUUGAAUAUUGUUUUAAAUAUGGAACUUAAGAAAUCUUUUCAACUAAGUGUGUUUCAGAUCUUGUAUUAUUUAAUGGCCAGGUCUGGGAUGUGGAAAUGUGCCUAUAAAGCCUAAGAAUGCAAACUGUUCAGUUUAAAGUCAUGUCUUCAUGAACAGAUAUAGAACAGUACAGUGACACUUCUGUAGAUUCACUAACUCGCCUCUCCCUUCCCUGUGUUCUCUGGAGUAGAUUGUUCAUUAAGACGCCUCUCAGUCUUUAAAAGACCACGAAAUACAGUAAAAUUGAAUAACUGACAAAUACACAAUAAGAAGACAAUGUAAUAGCAAUUACUUUGAAUUUUAAUGGAACACUCAAGUCAAAAUUAAACAAUAAUGAUUCAGGUAGCACAUGCAGUUUUUUUUUUUAAAUUUCAUUUUUAUUAUAUUUCAACAUGUUAAUACAUUUUUAAGCAGUUUUCAGGAAACAGAGAAGGUUACAUAAACAAUGAAAAAAAAAAAACAACCAAACAACCGUGAGGAUUCAAUAAUUCUAACAAUCCUUCAUCUCUAGAGUUUCCUAUUGAAUUAUAUUAUUUCUAUAAUUCCUUAAACAAAAAACAAUAACAAAGGAGAGGAAAAAAAAAAAAAAAAAUUUAACAGGGAAAAACAGCACAAUUUCCCUUAUAUACUUUAUGCGUACAGUCAACAAAUCAAACCAAUCUAUUGUUUAUGCUUUUUAUAACCAAUAAUACUCCUAAAUUACCUUCAAGUUAAUUAAGAAUUAAUAUGCUCAAGAUAAUUUUUCUUAGUUGAUCGACCUCAGUUCAAUUUUAUAUUAUUAUUAUUGCAGUCCAGACUCAUAUCUGUUACUUCUCAAUACUUCCACCAAGAGAGAGAGAGAGGGAGAGAAAAAAAAAGAAAAAAGGGGGGAGAGAAAAGAAAAAAAGAGGGGGGAAAGGGAAAGGGAAUUUCCACAUUCGUCCCCCCCCAAAAAACCUUCGAUUCCUAUCCAUUUACCAUAACCCCAGUUGUACUAGCUCUGUGUUUUGGAAGGGAAAUACAAUAUAGUCUAUCUCUGUGGCCGGGAGGGAUUUAAUAAAUGGUGCCCAUUUACUAAAAAAAUUUCUGAUGUCAGAAUCAUUAUUAAUAUCCGUGUCACGUUGUUCUAAUAUACAUUGUUUUUUGAGGAAAUUUUUUAUUUCCACCACACUAGGGAUUUCUCUCGUCUUCCAUUUUUUUUUUUUUAUUUUAAUUUUUUUAUUAAGGACAUUACAUCAUGUAUAAAAAUGCAUUUAGAAUGUAGAAUACAAUUGUACCAAUAUUAUCGUCAUACUUGAUAGCUGGGCUUGUAUUCACAAUAAUUCAGUCCUUAUUUUAAUCCCCAAAAAGAGUUGGGCACUUUUGGCCCUUCAUUAACAAUGUGAAUAAAAGCUGGGGCUUACAAUGAACAUAAAGGACAAUAGGCUUAAUUAGAUUAACCUAAAUGUAAAAAUAAAUGCAGAAACUAAAAACAAAAAACAAGAACACCAGGACUGAAUAAAUUAACAGGAUAUAACCACACCUUAAUUGUCAAAUGAAGCUAUAGGGCUUUUAGACGGUGGAGUCACAUAAAUAAUUUGAGCUUCUGCGAUCUAACAUUGAACCUCACAUGAUAUAUAUAGUAGAACAAAUUAUUCACACAUUGAUAUUGUGCUGUGCUAAACUUAUAGAAGACCUCCUACACACCACCUCGGCCGCUGGCGAUGCAAGGGAAGGCCACAUAAAAAUGCAAAAUGUAUAUCAAACCUGUGUCAACUAUAUUAGGAAGAUAUGGAAGUCUCUUGGUUGUUGAUUUAAGUUGUAUACGUAACAUUGUGAGGAUAUAAAAUCAUAUAAAAAAUAAAAAAAAAAAGUUUCUACUUAAGUGUGGUCUGAAUUUCCUUCCACGUGGAAGCUGUGGCUACCUGUAUUUUAGAAAGAUUAUGCAUGUGCAAACAAUUAAUUCCAAAAUAGCGCUAGACAUUAGCACAUUGCCUAUCUAAUGCAAACACUUCAUAACUUUUAAAGUACCUAAAAAGAAGAACCUUUAAACAUAUAAGAGUCUAGAGUUCCAGCAUAUUAAUUAGAACUUUUACUGCUUUCUGAGAAUUAUAUUUUGUUUAAUGAUUGUCAUCCUUCAGGGAUUGUCAACGAUGGGAGCAUACUUUUGAUACAGGGCAUUGUUAAUACAUUCAGAGACCUUGAAGCAAUAUCUAACAAGCCACUGGGAAACAGAUUUAUCUUUGGCACCGAGUCCACCGUAUCCCAGGGCCCCCCUCUAAAACCCUGAGAAAGUCGCUCAGACUCCGGUCCCUGCAUGUUUCGCAGAUGCACACUUACUGUUCCACAAUGGCCCACAGAUUGCGAUAAUGAAUAGGAUGCUCCCUGCAUAUCGCUAUCGUUGUUGGCGGCUAUAUCAGGAUCUUUAAGCUUUGCUGCGCGAUGCUUCAGAUGAGUCGGCAUCUUGAGCUGAUAGACAACUAAUUUUUGCUCCAUAAUAGCUGUUGACAAAAUGGAUGUUGCUUGAAGGCUUUCUCUGGGUGUCCUCUUCGGCAGUGUUUCUGUGUCGUUCUGUUUUGACAGCUGCGAAGGUUGGUAUGUAACCAGCAGAGGUAGAUCCCCAUCCAAUCGCACCUCAGGUUCUACGGCCGCCCUGGGCCCUAGGGUCAGGCCUGAUUCCUGUGUCGCAGAUCGUUGUAUAGCCGGGACAUCUAAUGUUACUGGUGGUAUCCUAAGCAUAAGGAGUUGGAGCUCGUGUGCCGAGGGUGCCUUUGCUAUUAUCGGCUGAAAAAUCGCCUCCAGUUUAAGAAGCAUUAGAUCAAACUUGGUGUGAGAGUUUUCUUCCCUUGUGCCAGCUGGAGAGUACGCCAUUGUACCGUUCUUUGCAAUUUUCCCGCUUGACAGCUACUUGUAGUUUAUAGGAAUGAUAAGUUGUGCAGAUGCUUAAAAGUAUCGGGUGGGGUUGAUAGGCGAUCAGUCCUAGUAGUACACCCCGGUAAACGGGGGGGGGAUGCUGCCUGUAUAAUCACCGCUGCUACAGGCCUUAAAUGUCCAAUUCUGGCUCCAGGGUCAUAAAUACAGCGAAAUGGUUCUAGUUGUAUUAGAAGUCGUUUAGGACCACAAUUUUACAGUGCUGGCGUUGAAUACUGUAGUUGUGGACUAUUAUAUCAGCGGAUUAUAGGCCACUCUCCUGGAGCUCUUGAAAUGUGCGACUACACAGAGCCGCUGCUAGGACACACCCCCCCUCGUCUUCCAUUUUUUAAAUAUUAAGUACCUAGCUGCCAUUAUAGAGACACUUAUUAUUUUUUCAUUUGAUUGUUGUUCUAUCUGAUUAUCACAGCAAAAUAUAAUUAAGCUUGCCGAUAUCUCCAGAGGGGAGAUCCUGAGAGUAGUAUUGAUCCAGAAUUCUAGUUUUCGACAAAAUUGCCUAAUCAGGGGGCAGUUAACUAUCAUAUGUAAGAGAUCUGCCGCAAUUAAGGAGCACUUAGGACAUUUAGAAAAAUUCAUGUUCUGGAGCUUAUAGCCUUUUUCCGGAGUAUAGUGAAAUUUAUGUAAUAACUUAAGAUGAGCCUCUCUCCAUGUUGCUGAAAGAGUAGCCAUUGACACUUUAUGAAUAGAUUUUUGUAUAAAUUUAUGGUCAAUAUAAUCCUGGGCCAAAAUUAGUCUCCAAUCUUGAGCAAUUUUCUCUAAAGUAUGACUUGCUCUGUUUGCUCCUAAGAGGUAGUAGCAAUAAGAGAUGGACAUACGUCCCUUCUUAACUAACGUGAGCCAAUCCUCUAGAUCUCCCAAAUCCCAUUGCCACUCUCCCUCCCUCGUUAGCUCUAAUGCAUAGUGCCUUACUUGCAAAAACGCAAAGAACUCCUUAUUAGAGAGGUUGAAGCUAUUUUUAAUUUCUUCAAAAGUUCUAACACAUUGUUUUUCUUUAUCAAUGAAUUGGAUCAUUGUGUUCAGUCCCACCAUUUGCCAUUUCUUAAAAAUUGCAGAAUCCAGUCCUGCUUGAAAUAAUGGGUUACCCAGAACAGGGAGAUAUUUUGAAACCUUGCAGUUGAUAGAAAGAAGCUUCCCUAUCUUCCACCAGGCCUUUAGAGGAUUAAAAAUCAUUUUGUUCUCCUUAAUUUUAGAUGGCAAACCUUUUAAGUCACAAUGCAGCAGUGCACAUGGAAGGUAUGGGUCACAAACACUAUCCUCCAAUGCAUUGUUUAAAACGUAGUUAUUACAGAAUAACCAAUCUGCUGCAAUUCGUGCUAAGAAAGCAAAAUUGUAAAGCCGUAUAUCAGGUAAUGCAAAACCAGCAAAUAUUUUAGCAUGUGUUAGUUUGCUCAGGGCUAUCCUGGGUUUUCUCUUCUGCCAGAUGAAGCUUCUGAGCCAGCUGUUUAGCCCUCGAAUAUCCCUAUCAUAAAGUAUUAAUGCUGUGUUCUGUAAUACAUAUAAUAGUUUGGGGAGAAGAACCAUUUUAAACAAGGCUAUCCGUCCUGAAAUAGAAAGAGGUAGAUUUUCCCAGAGUCUAAGUUUAUUUUUAAUUGUGGUUAUAAUUGGAGAAAUAUUAAAAUUAUAUAGAUCCCGUGGAUUAGUAGGUAUUACUAUGCCUAAAUACUUAAAUGACUCAUUAACUAUUCUAAAAGGACUAUUCACCAAGGAGUCUUUAUUUUUUCUAAGCCAGUACAGCUCUGAUUUCAUCACGUUUAUUUUAUAACCAGAGAAUAGUCCAAAUUGGUUAGUGAUUCCCAGCAGCUUAGGUAUAUUAACCCUAGUGUUUGACAGAUAGACAAGGAUGUCAUCUGCGUAUAGGGCUAGUUUCAUCUCCUGUCUACCUAUCGCCACCCCUUCCAGCUGUGACCUAAUCCUGAUGGCUAAUGGUUCAAUACAUAGGUUAAAAAGGAGAGGAGAGAGGGGGCAACCCUGCCUAGUUCCUCUGUUAAGCACAAUUUGUGAAGAGACGGUGUUAUUCACAAUUAAGCUUGUUAAAGGAGAGUUAUACAGAUUCAUAACGAAUUUGAGGAAGUUUUCUCCAAACCCAAACCGUCCCAAUGAAGUAAAAAGAUGGUCAUGUUGUAUCGAAUCGAAUGCCUUCUCAGCAUCGAUGGACACAAUGACCAGGUCAGGAGUUUGUUCCCCCUCUCCCCUCUCCUUCCUCCCCAUGUUAUAAAAAUAUUCUGUUACCACUAGAACCUCUCUGAUUUUUGCUGAGGAAUUCCGUGAAUUUAGAAAACCUGCUUGGUCUUUAUUUAUAAUAUUCGGUAAUAUCUUUUGUAGCCUUUUAGCCAAGAUUGACAUGAAAACCUUAUAGUCGACGUUUAAUAAGGCUAUUGGUCUGUAAGAUUCCCUUUGAACUGGAUCCUUUCCACUUUUAGGAAUAAGUGUUGUGAAGGAGGCAGAAAAAGCUUUCGGCACCAAUUCUCCUUUAAUAUACAUAGCAUUAUAUACAUUACUAAGAUGAGGCGCGAUUUCUGAGGAAAGGAUCUUAUAGAAUUCGCUUGGUAACCCAUCCGGGCCUGCAGCUUUAUUGAUAGCGGAUUCAGAGAUCACCUUCUCUAUUUCUUCUACUCUUAUCGGGGCAUUAAGAGUCUCUAUUAAUUCUACAGAUAUCUUGGGACAACUAAUUUUACUCCAGAACUCCUCUGCCUGUGUUAAAUCAUAUAUUUUAGAGGCAUAUAUAUCUUGAUAAUAUUUAACCAGUUCCUUAUGUAUCUCUGUGUUCUCCGUAAGGAGCUUCCCAUCUACAAGACGUUUUUCAAUAAGUGAUGGCUUUUUCUCGUUUUUGACCAAAUUAGCAAGUUUCCAUAUCUGUAUAGUUUAAGCACAUGCAGUUUUAAACAACUUUCUAAUUUACUUUCAUUAACAAAAUGUGCAGUAUUUUUAUAUUUAAACUUUCUUAGUCACCAGCUCCUACUGAGAAUGUGCAAGAAUACACAGAAUAUACGUAUAUGUAUUUGUGAUUGGCUGAUGGCUGUCACAUGAUACAGGGGGAGUGGAAAUAGACAUAUCUGAAUUUUUUCAGAAAAAAAUCUACUACUCAUUUGAAGUUCAGACUAAGUGCUAUUGCAUUGUCUUUUUCUCAUGCAUUUGUUGAUUAUGCAAAUCUACCGUAUUUACUGGCCCUUUAAAUAAUUCCUGCAUCAAUUAGCUAGAAAUGCAUCUCACCCUUGAUACUGCCAAAUCAUCUUUAAUCCAUUGCUGCUUAGAUUUUACAAGAGCCAGACCUACAGCUGAUCACAAAUGAUGGGCAUGGAAAGGGCAAUCAGCAGACACUUCCUGGUGCUGCAUAGAACUCUCAGUACUUCCAAGUUCAGGCACAACCUAGCCAGCAGUUUACACCACCCCAAACUGUAUUCAUUUUUAUUGAUAACGGAGUUGCAAUAAGAAUGCCUACUAAACAGGCAGUCAGGAACACCUUACACACUGUGUUAUCUGUGGGUAUUCAUCAGUUCUAUCUGCUGAGUUUAAGUAUUGUUUCAGAUAAGUUAAGUAGCACUAACCUACAUGGAUAUGUGGUCUACUGUCAUGAAUCAGCCUUGUACCGUAUUCACAACUCACUUCUUACAUUAUGUCUAUAAAUUAGUUGACUUUGUAAUUACUCAGAAUUGUACAGCACUGUUUGCUUUGUUUUUAAUAAAUAAAUCAUCAUAAUAUUUGGAAUACAAAA